CAGAUUUCCCUCCUUUUACCGAACCAUUCCCAGUGACAAAUAUCAGGUGGAGUCUAUAGUUCGUAUACUCCGACAGUUAAACCGGAACUGAGUGGCUUUCAUCGGUGGUGAUAAUGACUACAGCAGAGACGCCUUGGCAGUUUUUCAGGAUGAGAUUAGACCAGCUAACAUCUGUUUGGCGUACCAAGACACCAUUCCCCAAAACCAAUCCUUAAUAGGGCGUCUAUUCAACAACAUAGCCAUGUUCAAUGUCCAGGUUAUUSUAGUCUUUGCCAAUGUGGAGUUUGUCAUUCCUUUCAUCCAAAAGGCCAUAGAUCUCAGAGUGAAGGAGAAGAUAUGGAUCGCUAGUGAGACAUGGUCCAUGAACCAAGAGUUGAUCAAGAAGAGUCAGAUUGAGAGGAUAGGGACGGUCUUKGGUGUCACUGUACAGAGGCACAAGGACCUGAGAGGAUUUGAUGAGUUCAUUAACAACACAGUAAAAUCCAGACAUGAGYAUGCAUGCACUGACAUGGACUUGAAGGAAAGAUGUGGUCAGAUUUGCUCUGACUGCAACUCCACCAGUGCCCAGACAAUUAUUGGAGAGGACCCGACAUACAGCUUUGUCAUCUACUCUGCAGUGUAUGCUGUGGCUCAUGCACUCCACAAUGCUUUGCGGUUUGGGACACGGAACUGUGCCAACUCAGAAAUCAUUGCUUAUCCUUACAUGGUCACAGAGGCACUAAAACAGGUCAAAUUCAAAUUGGACAAUCAAAGUAUAGAGUUUGAUGAGAACGGGGACCCACCGGCUCAUUACGACAUUGUACACUGGGACUGCAAAAAUAAAACAUGUUCUAAUGUGGACAUUGGCUCAUACCUUACCAACCCCACACCAAGCUUCCAUAUUAAUGAAACUCUCAUACAUUGGUUUGAGGGCACAAAGGCUCCAGUUCUGCAGUGUUCUAGUGAGUGUAAAUCUGGCUCCAGAAGAGUUCAAACUGGCUUCCACACCUGCUGUUUUGACUGUGAGAUCUGCUCUGAUGGAAAGCACAUCAACCACACAGCCGAUCCCUACAGCUGCAUAGCAUGCCAAAAGGAUGAGUGGGCCAGGAUUGGCAGUACCUCAUGCACUAAGCGUUCUAUAGAGUAUCUGCAUUCUGAUGCUCCGUUGGCCAUUUUUCUGAUGUUCCAGGCCAGCUCCAUCAUCCUCAUCUCAAUGGCCAUCUUGGUUCUGUUCCUUUGUAAGAAUGACACCCCUGUGGUAAAGUCAGCCGGUGGGAGGCUCUGCUUCCUCAUGUUGUGUUGCUUGUCCAUGUCCUCCAUCAGUGUCUUCUUCCACAUCGGCAAACCCACAGAGGCCAUCUGCACCUUACGCAAUUCUGUGUUUGUAGUCUUCUAUCUGGCCUGCCUGUCCUGUCUUGCUGUUCGCUCCUUCCAGAUUGUCUGUAUCUUCAAAAUGGCCGCCAAACUGCCCAAAGCGUAUGAUUUCUGGGUCAAGCAUGGGGGUCAGUGGAUCACUAUUAUCACAACCACUGUCAUAAUGCUGUUUCUGUGCAUUUUGUGGAUAGCCAUUGAAGGACCCAAGCCCAAUCAGAUAACAUUGUAUAGCGAGGUAAUUUUGGAUCGCACAUAUGGAGUCAUCCCCAUCUUUUAUGUGAUAGUACUGUUUGCCGCUUUGCUGGGUAUUGCAUGCUUUAGUUUUGCCUACAUGGGAACUGACCUGCCCAAAAACUACAACGAGGGUAAAUCUAUCACUUUCAGCUUGCUUAUCUUCAUCUCUUGGGUCAUCUCUCUGACGGUGCACCUGUCUACCAAAGGAAAGCACACAGUCUCCGUCAAUCCUUGCUCUGUGCUGUGCAGUCUGUAUGGUAUACUCUUUGGUUACUUCCUCCCUAAAUGCAAUAUCAUUAUCAUUACACCUGAGCGUAAUACAGCAGCCUAUUUUCAAACUGCAAUCCAGAGUUACACACUUCAACCUAAAUAAUGUACAUAUGUUGAGACAUAUUGUUGUGUGGCACUAGAACUGCCACUAUUGUGUUCUGUGAUGUUUCUUUUCAGUCAAUAUCUAUAUUUUUUAAUCCCAUGCUGUUUCCUCCAUAAAAGCAUUUUAAUUGUUUGCCCAUUAAUAAAACACUUUGUAAAUUA
Molecule: messenger RNA, 2121 nt
Organism: Salvelinus sp. IW2-2015
Lineage: Eukaryota; Metazoa; Chordata; Actinopteri; Salmoniformes; Salmonidae
Product: taste receptor type 1 member 1-like
Biological process (GO): G protein-coupled receptor signaling pathway
Cellular component (GO): plasma membrane
Molecular function (GO): G protein-coupled receptor activity
Source: RefSeq, a predicted model, not a curated record